CAUACCUGUGCCUCUAAACAAAGGGUUGUCGCCAAGAUGGCAUCCAUUGGCUGGGUGGCAGAGAGAGCAAUCCCAAUGCUAAGGAGGAAGCCAGCCAUGGGUCCCAAAGAGGUACAUGAUGAGUUAUUUUACAAAUACAACAUUGACAUCCCCUACCAGACAGUUUACAAUGGUACAGUGAGAGCUUCUGAGAAGUUGUUUGGUAAAUGGGAUGAUUCAUUUGAUUGGUUGUAUAGGUUUAAGGCUGAAAUUGAAUUGAGGUCACCUGGUAGUGUGGUAGAGAUAGACACUACAACUGAUGAGGAUGGCACCAUUAGGUUUAGCAGUUUUUUCUGUGCAUUCAAAGCUAGUAUAGAUGGAUUCUUGAAUGGAUGCAGGCCAUAUAUUAGUAUAGAUUCCACAGCAUUGAAUGGAUUGUGGAAUGGUCAUAUGCCUGCAGCCUUAGCUCUUGAUGGUCACAAUUGGAUGUUCCCACUUGCCUUUGGUUUUUUUUGCAUUUGAGAGCAAGGAAAAUUGGGUAUGGUUUAUGUCACAGCUUAGGAAGGCAAUUGGUCCAAUGAACAAUCUAGCCAUCUGCACAGAUGCAUGCAAGGGCCUAGAGUCAGCUGUUAAAGAUGUGUUUCCACAAGCAGAGUGGAGAGAGUAUUUCAGACAUCUAAUGGAGAAUAUGAAGAAGCAUUUCACUGGUGAUGUGUUUGCAAAGAACAUGUGGCCAGCAGCUGGAGCUUAUUCUCCACACAAGUUCCAAUAUUUUUUUGAUAAGGUGCUACAAGCAAGUCCAGAAGUGCAAGUGUGGCUGGACCAACACCACCCUUUUCUGUGGGCAAGAAGCAAGUUUUCUCCUGACAUCAACUGUGACUACAUCAACAACAACUUAGCAGAAAGUUGGAAUGCUUGGAUUAAAGAACACAAGGAUGUCCCUGUUCAUUGCAUGGCAGAUGCAAUUAGGGAGAAGAUCAUGAUCUUGUUUGCCAAAAGGAGAAUAAUUGCAACAGCCUUCUCUCCUGGUAUUUUGCCUGCUGUCAUCCAUCAGCUAAAUGCAGCAUCUAGGGGAUUAGGACACCUAAAGUUCUCUAAAGGCCAUCCCAAUCAAGCUGAAGUCACAGAGGUUUACAAGGAUGAGGAAGUGAGAAGGCAUGUUGUCUAUUUGCCUCAGAAAAUAUGCACCUGCAGGCAGUGGCAACUAACUGGUAAACCUUGUGCUCAUGCUUUGACUGUCAUUACCAGCAUUAGGCAGCCUGAUAUGGGGUCAUUUGUGGACAACUACUACUCAGUGGCAAAGUUUCAAGCAGCUUAUGUAGGGAUUAUUCCUAACAUUACUGAUAGGAAUCAGUGGCCUAAGGACAACAAAGGAUUCAAAGUUCACCCUCCAUGCCAGAAAAAGAGGGCACCUGGUAGGAUUAGGAAGAACAGAAUCAAAUCUUCUAGGGAGACAGGAGGAAAGGCUACUAGGCAAGUGAAGUGCCCAAACUGCCAAGAAUAUGGGCACAGGGCUGGCAGUUGGAAAUGCCAUCUAACUGGAACUAAGAAAAGGAAGAGAACAAAGAAGACAAGUGUGAAGCCUGGAAGGAAGAAAGGGAAGAAAGGAACAGAGCCUGUUGAGGUAUUAACUCCAAGAACAAGAGGUGCACAAGCAAGGGAAGCAGUAGCAAAGGCUAGGAGAGAGGCUGAAGAAGUAGAACUAAAGGCUGCAGCUGCAAGAGAAGCAGCAGAAUUGGCAGCAAGGGCAGAGAUUGAGGCUACCAGAAAUGAGUUUGCAGCUCAUGUCAACCAGCAAGAGGGCCUACAGGUCACUGCCAUACAAACUUCAAUCACAGCUAGAAGGUCACUAUUCAAUGAAGGACAUCAAAUUGAACCUGUCAAGACUUUCACACCGAGGAAGAAGCAGCUAGCUCAUAAAGUGAAGAAGAUGACACCAAAGAAGAAAGGAGGGAAGGGCAAGUGAGCCUGAGCCUACUUGUUGGUGUCCUUUUGUGUAAUGUGUAUGGCCACAGGCCUCAAACUGUCUUUUGGAUGCCCUUUUU
This is a messenger RNA of Sorghum bicolor (sorghum), 2024 nucleotides long. RefSeq lists its product as uncharacterized. The transcript is spliced from 3 exons. Lineage: Eukaryota; Viridiplantae; Streptophyta; Magnoliopsida; Poales; Poaceae. The record is from RefSeq and is a predicted model, not a curated record. The coding region runs from base 452 to 1945 and encodes 497 amino acids. Gene Ontology annotation, biological process: DNA transposition. Gene Ontology annotation, molecular function: DNA binding; zinc ion binding; transposase activity.